Molecule: messenger RNA, 776 nt
Organism: Camellia sinensis
Lineage: Eukaryota; Viridiplantae; Streptophyta; Magnoliopsida; Ericales; Theaceae
Source: RefSeq, a predicted model, not a curated record
UCUCUGUCGUGGUGUUCAUGGGCAGGGGUGAAAAAUAGAUUUCAAAGGGAGAGCUUUUCUGAGGGAGGAGAACAACUCACAGGCAACACACACUCACACACAAAAAAACACACACAUACAGCAGCAGCUGAGAAGAAGAACCAAGAGCCAUCACCAUGGUGACUGCACAGCCAAGCCACUGCAGCCCAUAGCUCUGACCACCACGACUCACUGGAACAGCAGAGGACCAAGCAGCUGGAUCUGCUGGGCUGUUGCAGGGGUCGUUGUCAUUGUCGAUGUCCUCGAUCAAAACAGGGCUCUUGUAGAUGCCCCUGAUAUGGUGCGUACCCAAAUGAAUUUCAAGAGGCUUUCACUCACCGAUAUCACGAUUGACAUUAAAAGGGUUCCAAAGAAGAAGACUCUGGUUGCAGCCAUGGAUGCUGCUGAUGUCAAGAACAAAUGGGAGAACAGUUCUUGGGGCAGGAAGCGUAUUGUGCAGAAGAGAAGGGUUGACCCAGAUGAAGAUUUGGAUGCCCGGAACUGGAAUGUGGAUAAAUCAAAGAAAAUGUUGGAAGAGACAGGAAACUGAAGGUAUGUGUAGAGGUCCGGCGGGCGGCCAAGGCGAGGCUGCCGCCCGCCGGUGAAGCAGAAUUAUUCGAUUCUAAACCUGCUCUGAUACCAUGUUAAAUUUGAUGUAUAAAGAGAAAUAGAAAAUUGUAUUAUUGAUUGAUAUUAGAUCUGAUACAUUGAUAUGUUAUAUUACAAAGCAGAGUAGCUCAUUAUAUAGGAGAGAGUUU